AAUCCCACAAUACAUCGGGUUUCCAACAUGGCUGCAGGUGAAUAGGCUCUAUCUUCAGAGUGGGGUGGGGAAGUUUCUUUUUGUUCCCUCUUUUGAAUCAAGAGUGAACCAAGAUGCCGAAAGUGGUGUCUCGUAGUGUGGUGUGUUCCGACACCCGGGACCGCGAGGAAUACGACGAUGGCGAGAAACCUCUGCAUGUUUAUUACUGUCUGUGCGGACAGAUGGUGCUGGUCCUCGAUUGUCAUUUGGAGAAACUGCCCAUGAGACCACAAGACCGAGCACGUGUUAUUGAUGCAUCCAAGCAUGCUCAUAAAUUCUGUAAUAUUGAGGAAGAUGAGAGCAUUUAUCUUAGACGGUCAGAAGGGAUAGAAAAGCAAUUCAGGAAAAAAUGCGGAAAAUGUGGACUGCUCCUCUUUUAUCAGCACCAACAGAAGAAUACUCCCAUUACAUUUAUUGUGGAUGGUGCUUUGGUGAAAUUUGGCCAAGGAUUUGGCACCACAAGUAUAUACAGUCAAAAACAGGAACCGCCAAAGAAGGUAAUGAUGACAAAGAGAACCAAAGACAUGGGUAAAUUCAGCUCUGUCACUGUGUCCACCAUUGAUGAAGAGGAAGAGGAGAUCGAAGCAAGGGAGAUUGCUGAUUCCUAUGCACAAAACGCCAAAGUGAUUGAGAAACAGCUAGAAAGGAAAGGCAUGAGCAAGAAGAGGCUGCAGGAACUGGCAGAGUUGGAGGCUAAGAAAGCCAAGAUGAAAGGUACCCUGAUUGACAAUCAGUUCAAAUGAUCACCGUCAUAGACCCUUGGUGAAUUCUUCCUAUAAUCUUCGUGACAAGUGCUCAACCAGUCAUCUUCAGAGAUUCUGUUAUUUAGUGAAGCAGCUUUAAGUUAAAGAGGAUUACUUGUACCAUCCUUCAUUUAAUCUGUAGGGUCAAAAGAUGGGUAAGGAGAAGGAAUAAUUUGGAGAAUGUAUUGACAUUCUAUUAAGACUGUGGUUUGUAUCACAAAGGACUGUCAUGCAUUUAUUAUUUACAUUUGUACAGUAGUAAUCUAAGCGCAUGCAUCACGUAAUUGAUAUCACCUUAGAUAAACAGUAUACAAAUGUAUUUGUCUACUUUAUUUUAAUAAAUUAUUUUUUCACUGCCUUGA
Molecule: messenger RNA, 1144 nt
Organism: Stegostoma tigrinum
Lineage: Eukaryota; Metazoa; Chordata; Chondrichthyes; Orectolobiformes; Stegostomatidae
Gene: steep1
Product: STING1 ER exit protein 1
Exons: 7
Coding region: 114-782 (222 amino acids)
Source: RefSeq, a predicted model, not a curated record